Molecule: messenger RNA, 1011 nt
Organism: Epithele typhae
Lineage: Eukaryota; Fungi; Basidiomycota; Agaricomycetes; Polyporales; Epitheliaceae
Product: PI31 proteasome regulator N-terminal-domain-containing protein
Exons: 3
Coding region: 1-1011 (336 amino acids)
Biological process (GO): proteasome-mediated ubiquitin-dependent protein catabolic process
Molecular function (GO): proteasome binding; endopeptidase inhibitor activity
Source: RefSeq, a predicted model, not a curated record
AUGGUCGCAAGCAUACUCGACGCCUCUGCUCUCAUCCAUGCUCUUCCCAAUGUCCUUCCUUCGGCCAAGAAAUCGCUACAAUCACCUCACGACGCGAUAGCUGCGCUCGUACACACCGUCUUCACCAUCCUCGCAUUCCGGCUCGUUGGAAUCGACGAGAGCGGACUUGUACACACGUUUGAGGGCAACGUCCUCCCGGACGAAUGGAACCAGCAUGGUCCUGGCAACUACACCUUCAGGUACAGACAUGAGCAGAGCAGUUUGGAGUUCCUGGUCAAAGUGGCGAAGUUGGGCAGUCGCACCCUUGUUAACUCGAUCGCGAUCGAGAGUGAUAAAGCCGCUACGCUUGAUAUUUCUACCAACGAUUUCACCUCGCCGUCGUUUUUCCCUCAUGACCUCGACACCUCGAGUUCGACACCUCUUGUACAUGGAUUCAUUUCCUCCAAUCGCGUCGAAGACUUCGUCGCCCAGCUGAAGCUCACCACGGUGCAGAAGUUGAUGCCUGGGUUGCGUAAGGAUGGGUACUCUGAGCAGACGGACACGAACGUCGGAACCAGCCAACCACGAGCUCCAAACGCGAAUCCACCACCCGCUCGCCCUCAUCCCGAGCAACCCCCCUACCCCCCGCGUGGGGACAUGCCGUUUGCGCCUCCCCGGAACCCGCUUGAGAUUGGACGUCGUGACAGGGAUCCAUUCCCCGCCAACCCCUUCGCCCCCUCGCCCUUGUUCCCCGACAGCUCUGGCGACGGUAUGUUUGUCGGCCCGAAUCACCCCAUCUUUGGGCCUGGUAUGGCCGGACGAGGACCGGGCGGGAUGGGCCCCUGGGGCGGUGAUGGAUUCCUGCCGCCUAUGGGCGCACCGCCAGGUGCUCGCUUCGAUCCCGUGGGACCUGGCUUUGGACCACCGGGCGGAUUCCCCAGAGGUCCUGGAGGUAGAGGCAGAGGCCCUUUUGGAGGCGAUCCUGAUAAUGACGAACACCCACCACCCGGCUACGGCGACAUGUUCAUGUAG